Messenger RNA from Pseudoliparis swirei, 2338 nucleotides. RefSeq names its product cellular communication network factor 6 (gene ccn6). The record is from RefSeq and is a predicted model, not a curated record. The transcript has 4 exons. Gene Ontology annotation, molecular function: integrin binding; heparin binding. Lineage: Eukaryota; Metazoa; Chordata; Actinopteri; Perciformes; Liparidae. Gene Ontology annotation, biological process: signal transduction; cell adhesion. Bases 687 to 1811 code for a protein of 374 amino acids. Gene Ontology annotation, cellular component: extracellular matrix; extracellular region.
GGGAGACUUAUUUUCAGCAGCUUAAUCCACAUUUGGCAUUUAAGUGAGCAUAUUUGGGACAGCAGGACUGUGUGAGAGACACGCAGUAAAAAAUAAAUGGCAAUGUGUGUUCAUGUUAAUGAAGAAACAUGUCACCCAGGGCAACAGUGCAGCUCAUUGAUGCGUUUUUAAUAGUUUCUGGAUGGAGCUCUAUGGCUUGGUUGAAGGUGAUUCAUCAGGAUUUGAAAUGAUGGUUUAGGGCUUUAACAUUUUUUUUCUUUCAAAGAGACACAAAGCAAGUGAAUAUUUCUCCAAAGUUUCCUGGUGCAACUUUCAUGUAGAUUAAUCUACUCAGCUUUCGGCCUUUUAGUUUUCAGAUCUCUCUUUCUUCGUAUACAACCAAUAGCCUUGAUUUUAGGAAUAAUGGAAAAAAGAUGGAACAAUGUCAGCUUGAAUUAUUAUGUAUGCAGGUUUGAUGCAAUAACCUUGUACCUACAUGUGAUGUGUAACUAACUAUGACUAUCCAAUAAUGUUGUCCAAACAGAAAGGCAGAAUGACUGACGUUCAUCGAGUUGAUGAAUGCAAUAUUGUUCCUGUUGUCCAUUCAACAUAUCCUGCUGCGUACCGAAAUUAAAAAAGAUGGCACCGAGAUGCGUGGGUGUGCUGAAUGAGUCACAAACAGAGGUGCAGAGUUUGUCAUUUUAGGCAUGUUUUAUACAAUUCCCAAAGCCACAGGAUGCUUCAAGCCCCCAUUCCAAUCCACAAGAAGAAUGGUGUUUUGCAAAUCAUCAAAACAGGUUCCAGUAUUUUUUUUAAAAAGAAGAGAAAAAAUGAAUAAUUUCCAGAUCUCUGCCCUCUUUCUCCCACAGUGCCUCAGCUGGGCCCAGAACAAUGGGCAGCUGGCUCCUCGAGACGGAUGGGCUGCGGCCGAGAGGCGGCAAUUCUGCCAGUGGCCCUGCAAGUGUCGGCAGAGACCCACUUGCACCCCGGGGGUGAGCUCCGUUCUGGACGGCUGCGGCUGCUGCAAGAGCUGCGCGAGGCAGAUCAAAGAGCCGUGCAACGAGAAGGACGUCUGCGACCCGCACAAGAGCAUGUACUGCGACUUCUCGGCUGACCGGCCCAGAUACGAGGUCGGCGUGUGUGCAUACCUGAUGGCAGUGGGUUGCGACCUGAAUGGGGCCCACUAUGAGAACGGAGAGGGUUUCCAGCCCAGCCCCCUCUAUAAGUGCACGUGCAUUGCUGGAGCCAUCGGCUGCACCCCCGCUUUCAUCCAGAAGCCGGCUGCUCUGUUGGGCCCGGCCCCGCUGAUGGGCAGCAUGCCAAAGAAGCACCAGCAGGACACAACCUACAUGUCAGCUUACAGGGAUCCUCCUUUAGCCUGGAAGAAGAACUGUCUGAUCCAGACCACCCCCUGGAGCCCCUGCUCCAAAACCUGCGGCCUGGGCAUCUCUGUGCGAGUCAACAACGACAACGGCAAGUGCGAGAUGAGGAAGGACCGACGCCUGUGUCUGCUGCGGCCGUGUGAGAAGAGCGUGAUGAGGAACGUCAAGGUGCCAAAGGGAAAGACAUGCCGGCCUAAAUUCCAAGCAAAGAAAGCGGAGAAGCUGACGCUCUCGGGCUGCACCAGCACCAAGAAGUUCAAGCCCACGUACUGCGGCGUCUGUACGGACAAGCGCUGCUGUGUCCCCAACAAGUCGAGCAUGAUCAAGGUCAACUUCGCGUGCAAGGGGGGCUCCAACACGCAGUGGAAGAUGCAGUGGAUCACGUCCUGCGUGUGCCAGAGGAAGUGCAACGACCCCGGCGACAUGUUUUCUGACCUGCGGUUACUCUAAUGGAUCCAAGCAGGAUGCGAUACCUGCUGUGGCCCAUAAUGGCAGACACAUAAGCAUCCUCUGCUCAUUCAGUUCUCCUCAGCGGCGUCCACGCGCCUCCAGAAGUCUCACAGAGAAGACUGAAAACUACAAAACCUGCUUUCAUAAGGACAAGUGGCCGGGCUCAUUGAAUAAAAGGAAGAUUUCUCGUUAUGAUAAAAGCUUUCAUGAACCCGGUUUUCAGGACAUGCUUGUGCAAUAACACCAAGGACUAUGGUCAUGUAACAGCAGAUGUUGACACGUUAACAGAACCGAUUAACACUAGUCAGGGAGCCAAGAAAUGGCAAAUCAGGUCACAGGACAGAUCGAGUUGUUGUUCCUGCUUCCCCCCCUCCCCCCAUCCCCUCAACAUUUCAAUUGGGUUAUAAAUUAGACAAUGUUGAUAGAUAACUUAUAAAAAGGUAUAUACAAAAGAGUUGGUUGUGUGAAGUCCUUAUUAAAAACAUAAUCUCUGCCUUAGAAGGAGAGAGAUAAAGAUUUACAACAGA